Molecule: messenger RNA, 1325 nt
Organism: Anopheles stephensi (Asian malaria mosquito)
Lineage: Eukaryota; Metazoa; Arthropoda; Insecta; Diptera; Culicidae
Gene: Theg
Exons: 1
Coding region: 90-1040 (316 amino acids)
Source: RefSeq, a predicted model, not a curated record
UCGGGAACAUCCAACCAUUCCAGUUUAGUUAGCCCAGUGCCGGAAAAGAAAGCUCGCACCGCUUUCCAAAAAAUAGGGACGGUAAAAAAAUGGCAAUUUCUUGCCUGAAGAGUGCUACUUCCUCCAAGCCAGCAGAAAAUUCGUUCCUCUUCACGCCGUGCCACUGUCCGGUGGGGAAGCUACUGCACCAGCAGCAACAGCAGCAGGUUCGGUGUGAAAAGCCUCGCAUGCCCACCGUUCACCGGGUUUCGAGACGCACGCAAUAUCUGGCCAAACCGCGUCUCCCACGAUGCAGGUACGAACCACGGGCUGUCGCGCGUGGCCCCAAGCAAACGGAAGUGUGUCGUGCGUACAAGGAACCGUACGCUUCGAAGCGACUACAACAGCUCGCGCUACCGCACGUCCGGAAGCUGGUGGCGGCCCAGCAGGAAUAUCGCCGUUUUAUCGCCCGUCGGCAGCAGGACCAGCUCGAGAAGCGUAUCAAGAAGAGCAUCUUUACGGUGUACAGCCGGCUGGCGAAUGUUCGGCUGCCAUCGGUAGAUAAAAUGAAGGGAAUGUCCCCGGAAGAGUGGCAAAAGCAUCAGGAUUGGUUGGUAAGAAACGCACAGCCCAAGCAGGCGCCCGCUCCGGACGAACCGAAACGCGAGCGGAAGCCGUUGGCCGUGCUGAUUAACCGUAUCGAGAGCCUUUCGGAGCCACGGUUCGCGCGGAAGAAGUUCACCGGCCCGGGCAAGCCCGGUCCGGCAGCUAAGCCAGCAGCACUGAAAGCGAUGGCAUCGGACCAUGUAGCCAAGCUGGCCGAACCGCUGGAGAGACGUCGACGGGCCAAAGGAGUCGUGCUGGAGGACACACGGUUGCCGGAAAACGUGCUGAAAGCUGUGGCGUCGAGCCGGGUAGCUGAGUUGGCCGUUGCCAAGUCAUACCGGAACGUGAACAACGAGUACCGCGAUAAUCCGUUCACCGUGGAACCGAACGCUCUGAAGGCGAAACCGACCGACCGGAUUCUGGAGCUGGCCAAACCGAAAAAGGCGAAAAAAUGAGGCUAGUUGUUGAUUAUUACUAUUGGCAUGCUUUGAAAACGAAAUUGUAUGCGUGUUUAAGCAGAAAGGAAUAGCAAACGAACUUUGCACAAAAUAAGAAUUGUUAAACAGGAAGUAGUCGGACGGUUGCUUUUACCAACCAACGGCGCUUCCGGUACUCGGCGCGUUUGGGGUGUUUUAGUUUAUUAUACUUUAUUCGAUGACUCGUCAUUUUGCUAGAAACGUACAACGGUGGCGGUGACCUUUACGUCUGUUUGCUGUCCUCAUUUCCGUUAAUACUCUCGG